Messenger RNA from Panthera uncia (snow leopard), 6183 nucleotides. RefSeq names its product ATPase phospholipid transporting 11B (putative) (gene ATP11B). Gene Ontology annotation, biological process: phospholipid translocation. The coding region runs from base 263 to 3769 and encodes 1168 amino acids. Gene Ontology annotation, cellular component: plasma membrane; trans-Golgi network; endoplasmic reticulum. Lineage: Eukaryota; Metazoa; Chordata; Mammalia; Carnivora; Felidae. The record is from RefSeq and is a predicted model, not a curated record. Gene Ontology annotation, molecular function: ATP binding; ATP hydrolysis activity; magnesium ion binding. The transcript is spliced from 30 exons.
UGACAGCGGUCAAUAAUGAAGGUGGCUGCGGCGUGGCGGCCGGCUCAGCUGCGCCGGGAGGGGGCGGCGCCGGGGCCGCGCCUGUAGGACCUCAGGGCCGGCGCGGCGAGAUGGGGACCCGGCGCGGGGAGUGAGGUGGCGGCGGCGGCGAGCGGAACUUCAGCCAGAGGGGCACUCCCGCUUCCCCCUCUGGCUCGUCAGCUUCCACCUGCAGCCCCUCGGCCCCCGCGUGCCGCGGGACCGGGACGGCGACGGCGGGGGCAUGUGGCGCUGGGUUCGGCAGCAGCUGGGUUUUGACCCACCACAUCAAAGUGACACAAGAACUAUUUACAUAGCCAACAGGUUUCCUCAGAAUGGCCUUUACACACCUCAGAAAUUUAUAGAUAACCGGAUCAUUUCAUCUAAGUAUACUGUGUGGAAUUUUGUUCCAAAAAAUUUAUUUGAACAAUUCAGAAGAGUGGCAAACUUUUAUUUUCUUAUUAUAUUUUUGGUUCAGCUUAUGAUUGAUACACCUACCAGUCCAAUUACCAGUGGACUUCCAUUAUUCUUUGUGAUAACAGUAACCGCCAUAAAGCAGGGAUAUGAAGAUUGGUUACGACAUAACUCAGAUAAUGAAGUAAAUGGAGCUCCUGUUUAUGUUGUUCGAAGUGGUGGCCUUGUAAAAACUAGAUCAAAAAACAUUCGGGUGGGUGAUAUUGUUCGAAUAGCCAAAGAUGAAAUUUUCCCUGCAGAUUUGGUGCUUCUGUCCUCAGAUCGGCUUGAUGGUUCUUGUCACGUUACAACUGCUAGUUUGGAUGGAGAAACUAACCUGAAGACACACGUGGCAGUUCCCGAAACAGCAGUAUUACAAACAGUUGCCAGUUUGGACACUCUUGUAGCUGUGAUAGAAUGUCAGCAACCAGAAGCAGACUUGUACAGAUUCAUGGGAAGAAUGAUAAUAACUCAGCAAAUGGAAGAAAUUGUAAGGCCUCUGGGGCCAGAGAGUCUCUUGCUUCGUGGAGCCAGGUUAAAAAAUACAAAGGAAAUUUUUGGUGUUGCUAUAUACACUGGAAUGGAAACAAAGAUGGCAUUAAAUUACAAGAGCAAGUCACAGAAACGAUCUGCAGUAGAAAAGUCAAUGAAUACAUUUUUGAUAAUUUAUCUAAUAAUCCUUAUUUCUGAAGCCAUCAUCAGUACUAUCUUGAAAUAUACAUGGCAAGCUGAAGAAAAAUGGGAUGAACCUUGGUAUAACCAAAAAACAGAACAUCAAAGAAAUAGUAGUAAGAUUCUGAGAUUCAUUUCAGACUUCCUUGCCUUUUUGGUACUCUACAAUUUCAUCAUUCCAAUUUCAUUAUAUGUGACAGUUGAAAUGCAAAAAUUUCUUGGAUCAUUUUUUAUUGGCUGGGAUCUUGAUCUCUAUCAUGAAGAAUCAGAUCAGAAAGCUCAAGUCAAUACUUCUGAUCUGAAUGAAGAGCUUGGACAGGUGGAAUAUGUGUUUACAGAUAAAACUGGCACAUUGACAGAAAAUGAGAUGCAGUUUCGGGAGUGUUCAAUUAAUGGCAUAAAAUACCAAGAAAUCAAUGGUAGACUUGUCUCUGAAGGACCAACACCAGACUCUUCAGACGGAAACUUAUCUUAUCUUAAUAGUUUAUCCCAUCUUAACAACUUAUCCCAUCUUACAACUAGUUCUUCUUUUAGGACCAGUCCUGAAAAUGAAACUGAACUAAUUAAAGAACAUGAUCUCUUCUUUAAAGCAGUCAGUCUCUGUCACACUGUACAGAUUAGCAACGUUCAGACUGAUGGCAUUGGUGAUGGUCCCUGGCAAUCCAACCUUGCACCCUCCCAGUUGGAGUACUAUGCAUCUUCACCGGAUGAAAAAGCUCUAGUGGAAGCUGCUGCAAGAAUUGGCAUUGUAUUUAUUGGCAAUUCUGAAGAAACUAUGGAAGUUAAAACACUUGGAAAACUGGAACGGUACAAACUGCUUCAUAUUCUCGAAUUUGACUCAGAUCGUAGGAGAAUGAGUGUGAUUGUUCAGGCACCUUCAGGUGAGAAGUUUUUAUUUGCUAAAGGAGCUGAAUCAUCAAUUCUUCCUAAUUGUGUAGGUGGAGAAAUAGAAAAAACCAGAAUUCAUGUAGAUGAAUUUGCUUUGAAAGGGCUAAGAACUCUGUGUAUGGCCUAUAAACAGUUGACAUCUAAAGAGUAUGAGGAAAUAGAUAGACGUCUCUUUGAAGCCAGAACUGCCUUGCAACAACGGGAAGAGAAAUUGGCAGAUGUCUUCCAAUUCAUAGAGAAAAAUCUGAUAUUACUUGGAGCUACAGCAGUGGAAGACAGGCUACAAGAUAGAGUUCGAGAAACUAUUGAGGGAUUAAGAAUGGCUGGUAUCAAAGUAUGGGUACUAACCGGAGAUAAACAUGAAACAGCUGUUAGUGUGAGUUUAUCAUGUGGACAUUUUCACAGAACCAUGAACAUCCUUGAACUUAUAAACCAGAAAUCAGACAGUCAAUGUGCUGAACAAUUGAGGCAGCUUGCCCGAAGAAUUAAAGAGGAUCAUGUGAUUCAGCAUGGGCUGGUGGUAGAUGGGACUAGCCUGUCUCUUGCACUCAGGGAGCAUGAAAAACUAUUUAUGGAAGUUUGCAGAAAUUGUUCAGCUGUACUGUGCUGUCGUAUGGCACCACUGCAAAAAGCAAAGGUAAUAAGACUGAUAAAAAUCUCACCUGAGAAACCUAUAACAUUGGCUGUUGGUGAUGGUGCUAAUGAUGUAAGCAUGAUACAAGAAGCACAUGUUGGCAUAGGAAUCAUGGGUAAAGAAGGAAGACAAGCUGCAAGAAACAGUGACUAUGCAAUAGCUAGAUUUAAAUUCCUCUCCAAAUUGCUUUUUGUUCAUGGUCAUUUUUAUUAUAUUAGAAUAGCUACCCUUGUACAGUAUUUUUUUUAUAAGAAUGUGUGCUUUAUCACACCCCAAUUUUUAUAUCAGUUCUACUGUUUGUUUUCUCAACAAACACUGUAUGACAGCGUGUACCUGACUUUAUACAAUAUUUGUUUUACUUCCCUACCUAUACUGAUAUAUAGUCUGUUGGAACAGCAUAUAGACCCUCACGUAUUACAGAGCAAGCCUACCCUCUAUCGAGACAUUAGUAAAAACCGUCAACUAAGCAUUAGAACAUUUCUUUAUUGGACCAUCCUGGGUUUCAGUCAUGCCUUUAUUUUCUUUUUUGGAUCCUAUUUUCUAAUUGGAAAAGAUAUAUCUCUGCUUGGAAAUGGCCAGAUGUUUGGAAACUGGACAUUCGGCACCUUGGUUUUCACAGUCAUGGUUAUUACAGUCACAGUCAAGAUGGCUUUGGAAACUCAUUUUUGGACCUGGAUCAACCAUCUUGUUACCUGGGGAUCUAUUAUAUUCUAUUUUGUAUUUUCUUUGUUUUAUGGAGGGAUUCUCUGGCCAUUUUUGGGCUCCCAGAAUAUGUACUUUGUAUUUAUUCAGCUCCUAUCAAGUGGUUCUGCUUGGUUUGCCAUAAUACUUAUGGUUGUUACAUGUCUACUGCUUGAUAUUGUGAAGAAAGUAUUUGAACGACAGCUCCAUCCUACAAAUACUGAAAAGGCACAGAUGUACUCCAACACAGUUGCUUUAAGUGACGAGUUCAUCGCACUGCAGCCAUUGUCGAGGGCCAGGAAUCAGCUGAGCAAACUUAGCUUAUUAAAGCAAAUUCAAGUAUCAAGUGCUUGGACUCCAUGUGCUGUUUCUCAGAAGGAGAAACAGCGUGCGCAUCUGUUGGAAGAAUGCUGGAACGAGUAGUAGGAAGAUGUAGUCCGACCCAUGUCAGCAGGUGUGAAAUUUCUUUAAGUAGCCUUUGCUGCAGAUGAGUAUCCUAUAAACUGGAACAGGAUGAACCUGCAUCUCUAGAUACCUAAUAAAUCAGCCGCUGGUUUUACCAACUGAAGCGGGGAAGUGUGCUAUUUAUUAGCAUUCUUUGAUGGUAGAUUUCACUUUGUGGCCUUGGGGUAGGGGGCUCUUUCGCUAACAGAGGAAGAGAAAGCACCUUUGAAGAGACUUCAUCUAAUGAACGAAACAUUUUGGUUUACAAUCUUUUUAAAAUGUGCUGAAUAGGUAUGGUACUCUUAUUUGGUUUUUAGAACUUUCUUUUUUUGAUUAUACCUUAUAUUACUGUUUUAUUUCCUGUAUUUGUUUUUUGUUUGCUUUUUGUAUUUACAGAAUAGUCUACAUAUAAUAGUGAAAUCGAAGGAUUUUGCUUCUCUUACUCUUCAUGUAUAUUUUCUGGUCAGUCAUUUGAGACUGAGGUGUUUAUAAACACAAAGGCUGUAUUACUGCUCUUCUAUACCAUUCUAUUUCUGUGAUGAGGUUUUUUAAAUGAGUUGUGAUUUGUUUUUGCUUUUUUUUUUUUUUUUUUGCUUGGUAUUCAUGGUCUAACUAAAAGUUUAGAUAAGUUAGGGAUGCCAGGGUGGCUCAGUUGGUUAAGCAUCUGACUCUUAGUUUUGGCUCCGGUCAUGAUCUCACAGUUUAUGCAAUUGAGCCUUCAGCACAGAGCCUGCUUAGAAUGCUCUCAUUCUCUCUCACUCUCUCUGCCCCUCUCCCACUCAUGCUCGCUCUCUCACAUGCUUUCUCUCUCUCAAAAUAAAUAAAUAAAUGUUAAAGAAAAUUUUUUUAAGUUCAUAAGUUAGAGCAGACACUUUAAAUUAUGGUGUAGAAGAAUCUUAGCAUUUCUGUCCCUUCCCAAAUCUGUUUCUUCAAUUAGAUUUAUCAGUGCUUGCUUUUGUGGAUCAUAACAAAAAAUGCCAUUUUUUUGGUAAAUGCCACUUAAAUUUAUUUAAAAGUGAAAUGGAUUCAUAAAUUUUCCCGAGAGACACACUAUUUAGGUGAUAUUAAAAAGUAGAAGUAACUUUUUUCACACUUAGGUAUUCUUAAUGUGAAUUAUAUCAUAGUUCUAAAAUGAGAGUAGUAAUGCACUUGUACGCAUGAGGAGUUACAGAUGGGCAGGGGUAGACAGACGGCAAUUUCCAUUGUCCAGCGUGUACCACACGAAUAAUCACUUUCUACAUGUGCCAUGGCAUGGAAAAGGUUGGAAAAUACCGCAGGAGCAGGGAAUAAAGGAUGGAGGAGGCCCUAUAAUCUAAUAAAAUAAUUUUUCAUAUUUGCUUAGCUUUGUGUUUUAAAAAUGAAUAAAUACCAUUCAUAUAUCAUAAAAUUCAGGUAACAUUUACUGGUGGAUUUAUUAGUUCCCAUUUUGCCUUUAGUUAUGGCCAUGUCUUUAUGGUACAGUUGCAUUUAUAAAUAGCAUUCUUAUGUUAAUAUAAUGUCUGUGGUUUCAGUCUCCAUUUAUUGAUUAUAACAUGUGAUCAAAAAUAUUUCCACAAUUCUGUGGUAUCAUUUUGUAGUAAUUUUAUUCCACAUAAAAGAAUUACUACGAAGAGUUAAAUUUACUGGCACUUCUGUAUUAUGACUUCCACAAUUGUAUUGUAAAGUGCAUUACAAGAAAGAAGCUCUGUUAUGUACCCAAGCCACCAAGUUUUCCAAAAGAAGUUCCUGAAAGACCCACUUUACAAUAUUAUUUUACUUAUUAAGACAGCUUUACUAUACAGAACUAAGGUGGGAGUUAGACUAAGAGACAACUAUAGAACUUCCACGUAAUUUUUUAAAUUUCUAUUUCAGCAGGAAGUUCUCUUUAAUGACAGUAUACAUCUUCACUAACUAUUGAAAAACUAAAAUCAGGGGUGCCUGGAUGGCUCAGUCAGUUAAGUGUCUGAUUUUGGCUCAGGUCAUGAUCUCACAGUUUGUUGGGAGCCCCGCAUCAGACUCUGUGCUGAUGGCUCAGAGCCUGGAGCCUGCUUCAGAUUCUGUGUUUCCCUCUCUCUCUCUCUGCCCCUCCUCCGCUUGUGCUAUCUGUCAGAAAUAAAUAAAUAUUUUAAAACUAUAAUUAAUUUUAAAUAAGCCAAAAAUAUUUUUUUGCUCUAUGUACUGACUUUUUUGUAUACCAAUAAUUCAGGUAAUACGCCCCCAUUUUUCUUUACGUAGCCAUUUUUAUACUGCAUUAUCCCUUUGAACCUGCCCUUGGAAUUAUGGGACUUAUUUCGGCACAUGAAGGUGACUGUUAUCAUCUGUACUUUUUUUCACUUAAAAUUGUAUCAUAAUAUUUUCUUUUGUAAGACUUUUUUUUUUACUUUCCUAAUAAAAUGUUUAACAGUAUUAUCUUA